Drosophila eugracilis is the source of this 1224-nucleotide messenger RNA. RefSeq names its product glutamate--cysteine ligase regulatory subunit (gene Gclm). Gene Ontology annotation, cellular component: glutamate-cysteine ligase complex. Gene Ontology annotation, molecular function: enzyme regulator activity; glutamate-cysteine ligase catalytic subunit binding. The record is from RefSeq and is a predicted model, not a curated record. The transcript has a single exon. Bases 158 to 1030 code for a protein of 290 amino acids. Gene Ontology annotation, biological process: glutathione biosynthetic process. Lineage: Eukaryota; Metazoa; Arthropoda; Insecta; Diptera; Drosophilidae.
UCAAAAUUUUCUCUCCCCACAUUUCGGUGCAAAGUGUAUUUAAGUGGCCUGGCGGUCGGUGCUCGAGAACACACGCGUUUUACCCACCUGAGAAGGCUGCACUUGUCUUGACGGCCGCGGAAAUAGCAGAUACCAAAAAAGGAGAAUACUUGUCACCAUGAUACCGACCAUAACGAAGAAGUACCAGAACGUGGUGAUUAGCACGGGCAACAUCAUUACCACGGAACUGGGCCAGCGCAAAUCGAACGAGGAGCUCUACGACGGCCUAAAGAUAACGCUCCACAGUGAUCCAAAUGUAGAGCGCGUGGUGGUGGAGAAGGAGAUCGACGAGCUGCAUGGCCGUGUGCAGCGGGCCACCCAGGAGCUGACCACCCGGCUGACGGAGAACGGCCGGAAUGAGAUCAGCAUCGGUGCCAAGAUAUUCCUCAAUCGUCACUCCACAGAGUGUGUGAAAGAAGCGGUGGAGGCAGUGCUAAACAUACUCAGUGUGACGCACGUGGACAAUGUGGUGUUGGCAUACCACCCAAAUGCCGUUGCCAGCGCAACGCCGGCGGCCACAACAGGCGGAGUCCAGGCAAAAUCGCCCUGCUCCGAGGGCAUCGCCAUCAGCAAAGCCAGCAAAUGGAGCCAGCGCAACGGAGAAGAAGGAGUGGCGGAUCUAAAGAAACUCUACCAAACUCUAGAGCAGUACGCCGUUAAACAGCAGAUAACCCAGCUGGGCAUUGCCGAUUUGGAUGCGGCAGCUCUGGAGGAACUGCACAAAAGCGCUGAAGUGGCACCGACAAUUGCACAGGUCAAUCUAUCAACCUGCUGCGUGGUGCCACCGGAACUGCAGGAGUUCUGCACCGCCCACGAUAUUCAACUGAACACGCACAGCGAUCCUGAGCUUCUGCUGUCCGAGGAGCAAUUCGCCGGACUGGCGCCGGGUUAUACAAUCGACUGGACACUGCGCUAUCAGGUGCAUGUACGCUGCCGAGGCGUCCUAACCGCCAAGGGAUACAUUGUGGGCGCCUCGCGCUCCAGUAAUUAGUUUAAAUAACUCCCACAUCCAGAUGCUAGGCUAUAGUUUUAAUGUUUGUAAUGUAUGCUGUGUACAGUGGUGUACUUAUUGUUUGUUAUACAAAACCCCGAUUGAGAAUUCGGCGCCGAUAGAUUGAUUUUACUGUAAACGGUUUUUCAAAACGUAUUCUGAAUAUAAAGCGUUUCAAAAACGGCAAUCGGCAA